Pochonia chlamydosporia 170 is the source of this 1761-nucleotide messenger RNA. Its product is annotated as sorting nexin-41. The coding region runs from base 1 to 1761 and encodes 586 amino acids. Gene Ontology annotation, molecular function: phosphatidylinositol binding. The record is from RefSeq and is a predicted model, not a curated record. The transcript has 6 exons. Lineage: Eukaryota; Fungi; Ascomycota; Sordariomycetes; Hypocreales; Clavicipitaceae. Gene Ontology annotation, biological process: retrograde transport, endosome to Golgi.
AUGUGGAACGACGAGGAUAACAAUCCCUACGGGACCAGCUUCGACCGCCGCGACUCGCAGACGUCAUCCUCCAUAAAUCCGACCUCACCAACCUCUCGAGACUAUCGCUCUUUCGACGCUCCCCGGACACCCACAUCAGGCAGCGAAGAUGAUGAGCCUGUAUUCAGCCAAGCCUCGGUCGCAACACGCCGCGAGAGUCACCACGAUGUACCACCUCAGGAUGAGCCCGUGCAAAAGCGAAAGCCUGGAGGCUAUACCAGCCGAAUCGAGCAGAUUCUCUAUGAAAAUCCCAACAUGCCAAUUCUAAUCACCGAUGCUGGCAAGAGUCUGGAAAGUGGUGGUCGAUACAUAGUGUACACCAUCCGAACCGGGGAUUUAGAAGUUCGACGACGUUACUCCGAGUUCGCGUCGCUAAGAGAUGCUCUCACCCGGCUGCAUCCCACCCUCAUUAUCCCGCCAAUUCCUGAGAAGCACACCAUGGCCGAUUACGCUGCCAAACCAACCAGUGCCAAGCAAGAUCAGCAAAUAAUAGACCUUCGAAAGCGAAUGUUGGCAGUCUUCUUGAACCGCUGUCGCCGCAUGGACGCUAUCCGAGACGAUGGCGUCUGGUGGAGGUUUCUCGAUCCCAAUGCUAGCUGGAGCGAGGUGCUCCAUUCCCAUCCCGUUUCUUCCAUCCCCAAAUCCAUCCUCAAGGCUCCCCCGCUGGAUACCGCGAAUCCGACACCAGCGCAUAAUUUCCUCCCAGUCCCUUCCAGCUCAGCCAAGCUCAAGACGACUGCCGGAACGACAUAUGACAUCAACCCCUCCGUGCCACAGACGGGGACACACGUCAUUGGCCGUUUCCCGCCGGAUUCCACCACGCAGAGCGAACAGGAUCUAGACCCUUACUUCAUUUCCUACGAGGCUUCCAUCAAGGAGCUGGAGCAGCUUCUAAUGGGACCUAUGGAGAAGGUCAAUCGCCGAACUCUUUCACAUCUUUCAUCCCUUGCGGCAGAUCUCUGCGAGCUGGGCUCGCGCUACAACGCGUUUGCAUUGUCUGAACAAGCUCCUUCCCUCGGCCCGGCAAUUGAGCGAGUCGGUCAGGCUGCUGACUUGUCAUACAUUGCCACCGAGGAAUUGGCUGGGUCCCUCGGUGCAAGCUUUGCUGAACCAAUGAGGGAGAAUGCCCAGUUUGCUGGCGUCGUCAAGAGUGUGCUAAGAUACAGAGUACUCAAAAGAGUCCAGCAGGAUCUCACAACAGAAGAGCUAGCUAAGAAGAGGGGCCUGUUGGAACAGCUGGAACAAAGUGAGGCGGAAGCAAGACGAAUCGAACAAUAUCUGUCAAGCAGUCAACAAUUGUCGCCGCCGCCGAAGCGAUCAGCUAGUCUGAAAGAGCCGUCCACUCAAGCGAGACGCGAUACGGGACAAGAUGACACCGAAUCCAUUGACUCAGACUUUCCCCCAACGCAUGGAGAUUUCCCGCCAUCGACACCUUCAGCCAGCCAGGGCCUUCCCGAGCGGAGUGCUACGUACACCGACACCAUCGGCAAAACGCGGGAAUCGAUUGGUCAACUCGAGCAAGCCCAAGUGGUCUCGGAGCAGGAUGUCAAGGAGGCGAGUGCUAGCGUGCUAAAAGAUCUCAAGAGAUUCCAGAAAGACAAGGAAGAUGAUUUGAGACGAUACAUGCUUGCAUACGCGAAAAGUCAAAUCGAAUGGGCUAAGAAGAGCAAACAACAGUGGGAAGAAGCUCGAGCUGAAGUUGAGAAGAUAGAUGAAAACUAG